Molecule: messenger RNA, 2304 nt
Organism: Eimeria mitis
Lineage: Eukaryota; Apicomplexa; Conoidasida; Eucoccidiorida; Eimeriidae
Exons: 4
Coding region: 1-2304 (767 amino acids)
Source: RefSeq, a predicted model, not a curated record
AUGAAGAAACCCUACCGAGAGAAUUUUGCUGCAGCAGAGGCCUUCGACUCGGAUGGUUUGCUGCCCAGCAGCAGCAGCAGCAGCAGCAGCAGCAGCAGCAGCAGCAGCAGCAGCAGCAGCAGCAGACACCAACGAAGGAGCCCGUCUUCGCCUGAGCUAGGGGGCCAUGCUGAAGGCCACCACCGAGUUCCUUCUGCUGCUGCAGCAGCAGCAGCAGCAGCUGCUGCUGCUGCUGCAGAGGGUGGUUCUGUCACCCCCUCCGCCCAGAGCAGCAGCAGCAGCAGCAGCAGCAGCCAGCAGCAGCAGCAGCAGCAGCAGCAGCAGCAGCAUACAACACAGUCUGCUCUCUCUGCGUUUGCUCGGGCCUUCAAGCCCAGCGUCCGCCUGAUGAAUGAUUUGCUGCUGCAGCGAGAAGCUGAAGCAGCAGCAGCAGCUGCUGCUGCUGCUGCUGAGGCCUCCAUAUGGAAACAGCAGCAGCAGCAGCAGCAAAGAGAAGCAGCAGACGCAGAAGGCUGUCGCUUGAUUGCAUCGCAGGGAUACAGCAGGAGGACCACAUGUCUUCAUGACCAGCAGCACCAGCAGCAGCAGCAGCAGCAGCAGCAGCAGCAGCAGCAGCAGCAGUAUUACUAUUCGCAACAGCAGCAGCAGCAGCAGCAGCAGCAGCUACAUAGGCAGCAGCAGCAGCAGCAGCAGCAGCAGCAAUACAUGCAUGAUUUCGGUCCCGUACAGGCAGACGGAAGCAAGGCUUACAACUCAUCUGCUGCAGCAGAAUCAGCAGCAGCAGCAGCAGCAGCAGCAGCAGCAGCAGCAGCAAAGCCGCAGCAGCACUCAUCGGGGAAGCACCACAGCCUGCUCUCUAUCAGCCACCGGCUGCUGCACCCAAUGGAGAAAUCAUUGUCAGCUAGUAAGCGUCAGCAGCAGCAGCAGCAGCAGCAGCAGCAGCAGCAGCAGCAGCAGCAGCAGGAGCAGGAGCAGCAGCAGUUGCUGCAGCAGCAACAACAGCUGCUGCAGCUGCAGCAACAGCAUCACCAUCACCACCAUCACCAACACCAGCAGCAGCAGCAGCAGCAGCAGCAGCAGCAGCAGCAGCAGCAGCAGCAUGGGCUGGCUGCUGACCCCCCAAGCUUACUGAAGCGUGGAGGAAGCUUUGCUGCUGCAGGCAUUCACAGCGGCAGCCUUUUGCGUUCUAGUUCUUCUCUGCUGCAGCAGCAGCAGCAGCAGCAGCAGCAGCAGCAGCAGCAGCAGCAGCAACAGUUGCAGCUAUUCCACCAGCCUCAGCACCUACAACUACAGCAGCAACUGCAGCAGCAGCUACACCUCCAGCACCAGCAUCAGCAUCAGCAUCAGCAGCAGCAGCAGCAGCAGCUGCAACUGCAGCAGCAGCAGCAGCAGCAGCAGCAGCAGCAGCAAUAUGAUAUUCAGUUUGGGGGCCUCUAUGUGCGGCUGCUGCGAAAGCUAAGCGCAAAGUGUCACUGCCAGUUCGACGUAUGGGAAGCAGAAGCAGUGGGUGUUGCUGAUGCUGCUGCUGCUGCUGCUGCUGCUGCUGCUGCUGCUGCAACAGGAGCAGCAGGAGGAGGUUGCGGUGCGUCGAAUGGUGGGUCAUCAUCGUCAGCUGCUGCUGCUGCAGCAGCAGCAGCAGCAGCAGCAGCAAAAGAAGAAGCAGCAAUACUAGAUAAACCCGAGACACUAGGAGACCUACACCUCAGUUUAUUAGGUUUAUAUAAACGAUGGGCGCAGCUGCAGCAAAAGGGAAUACUCAGAAAAAAAAUACCACAGCAGCAGCAGCAACAGCAGCAGCAGCAGCAGCAGCAGCAACAGCAGCAGAUGCAGAUGCAGGAGAAUGGAGGAGAAAGAAUGACGAAAACACCAGCAGCAGCAGCAGCAGCAGCAGCAGCAGCAGCAACAGCAGGAACAGGAGCAAAAACAACAGCAACAACAACGCCACCAGCAGCAGCUGAAAACAACAGCAGCAGCAGCAGCAGCAGCAGCAGCAGCAGCAGCAGCAGCAGCAGCAGCAGCAGGGGGGGGGAGAGGGGGUAUUGGGAGGGGAUGCAUGCACCAGCUCAUCAGCUGCUGCAGCAGCUGCAGCAGCAACAUCAGCAGCAACAUAUGCAGCAGCUCAGAGAACAGGAACUCAUGCAGCAGCAGCAGCAGCAACAGCAGCAGCAGCAGCAGCAGCAGCAGCAGCAGCAGCAGAUGCAGCAGCAGGAGAAUUUUAUACAGUAUCAGCAGAUGCAGCAGUGGGAUUCUAUACAAGAAGAAAAUAAACAAAAAAUAAAACAUAAACAUAAUUUUACUUAUUGA